AUGGACUCCGACGACGAGGAGGCGUUCGCGGCGCUGCUAGAGGAGGAAGCCGAGACCAACACCCAGGACGAAGAGCACCUCAUGAUCCUUGCCGCUCUGGCCAGCCUGUUCGCGAGCAAUGCAAAGCCGCGACGUGGUGGCUCGGCGUCGGACCGCCGUACGAGCAAGAAGAGGCAUCGACUGGAGGGCUAUUUCUUUCUCUAUUCCGACUACUUCGCCGACGCUCCCCUGCACAGCAAGAAAGUAUUUCAGCGUCGUUAUCGGAUGAGCCGAAAGCUCUUCCUCAGGAUUGUGAAUGACAUCCGGGAGUUCAACAGCUACUUUAUUUGCAAGAAGGAUUGCACCGGCACAGUUGGAUUCUCCUCACUCCACAAGUGCACGACAGCUAUGAGGAUGCUUGCAUACGGAGCUCCCGGUGAUAUACUAGAAGACUAUGGAAGCAUGGCCGAGUCCACCACCAUUCAGUGUUUGUACAAGUUCUGCAGGACAGUGGUGGCAGUGUUUGGACCAUACUACUUGCGAUCACCCAAUGCUGAAGAAACCGCCCGGAUGUAG
Molecule: messenger RNA, 555 nt
Organism: Aegilops tauschii subsp. strangulata
Lineage: Eukaryota; Viridiplantae; Streptophyta; Magnoliopsida; Poales; Poaceae
Source: RefSeq, a predicted model, not a curated record